AUGUCUGAGGCACAUAAAGACUCUGACAAAGAAAAUGUUGCCGUCUACCCAUACAAUACGGAGACAAAUGUGGGCGAAGCCGGUUACUUAAAUCUUGUCCGACGCGUACUAACUGAGGGUGUUCUGAGAGACGACAGAACAGGUACUGGUACUUGGUCAAUAUUCGGUCCUCAGAUGCGUUUUGAUCUUCGCAACGGCCACUUUCCACUUCUAACUACUAAACAGACAUUCUUUAGGGGUAUUCUUGAAGAACUACUGUGGUUCAUUCGCGGAUCAACUGAUGCAAAAGAACUUUCAGCUAAAAAGGUGAAAUUCUGGGAUGCAAAUGGUUCUCGUGCUUUUUUGGACCAGUUAGGCUUUACUGAGCGCGAAGAAGGCGAUUUGGGACCGGUGUAUGGUUUUCAGUGGCGUCAUAGUGGUGCGGAUUAUGUUGACUGUAAAACGGAUUACACGGGUGAGGGUUUUGAUCAAUUAUCUAAUUGCAUCAAGCUCAUCCGUGAAAGGCCUUGGGAUCGCCGUAUUCUAAUUGUUGCUUGGAAUCCAAGAGGCAAGUUCGAAUUAAAUCUGCAGAAAAUGGUUCUUCCACCAUGUCAUUGUUUGGUGCAAUUCUACGUCGCAAACGGGGAACUUUCGUGCAUGCUGUAUCAACGAUCUGGUGAUAUGGGUCUGGGAGUACCUUUCAACAUCGCCAGCUACUCUCUGCUCACCCUGAUGAUCGCCCAUAUCACAGGUCUGAAACCUGGGGAAUUCAUCCACACUAUUGGUGACUGUCACGUCUAUACAAAUCACAAGGAGCCUCUUUUGCAACAGCUCAAGAGGGAGCCAAAAGAAUUCCCCAAACUGGUGAUCAAACGAGAAGUGAAGGAAAUUGAUGAUUUCGUUGCAGAGGAUUUCGAACUGGUUGGCUAUAAUCCACAUCCAAAGAUUGCAAUGGAAAUGGCCGUCUAA
Messenger RNA from Rodentolepis nana, 948 nucleotides. The record is from the annotation of a GenBank genome assembly. NCBI's taxonomy places the organism in Eukaryota, Metazoa, Platyhelminthes, Cestoda, Cyclophyllidea, Hymenolepididae.